Molecule: messenger RNA, 2390 nt
Organism: Ruditapes philippinarum (Manila clam)
Lineage: Eukaryota; Metazoa; Mollusca; Bivalvia; Venerida; Veneridae
Product: protein toll-like
Exons: 2
Coding region: 38-2050 (670 amino acids)
Biological process (GO): signal transduction
Molecular function (GO): protein binding
Source: RefSeq, a predicted model, not a curated record
AAUCAAAGGUUAUAAAGUAGAUUGCAAGAGAAGAAUAAUGACGACGAAGAUAUUUGAAAUUAUUAUAGUAAUUUUUACUAUAGUUUUCUAUAAUAUCAACAGUACACUGUGCGUUUGUUUGGAUAAAAACCGUUUUGAAAUGAUUGGCACGAACUAUACGGAAAUAAAUAUUGAGUGGUUGUCCAAUUGCAGUAGCGCUAAAGAUGUCAACAUGUCUGACAACAUGUUUAAGGAAAUACAAACAGCUUCAUUCAUCAACAGCAGUUUUAGGUUUAAAAUGCUUGAUUUGAGUAAUAACAAAAUUAAUUUGAUAGAAACGGACGCUCUUGGUAGUUUACAAUGUCUGAAACAUCUAUAUCUUCAUCAUAACGAACUUGUUGAGAUUCCGCAAGACUUUUUCAAAAACAAGACAGACCUUAUCACUGUAGACCUUUCUUACAACAAGAUCAAAAACAUUCCUCUUACAGUGUUUAGUAAUUUUUGUAUGCCAAGUUUAGAUACAGUGUUACUUCAACAUAAUCAGCUUACAGCAUUCGAACCAUGGGCCUAUGUAGGACAUCCAAUACGCUUGGUGGAUGCAUCGUUUAACAAAAUUUCAACAUUUACCAAUGACCAUAACUGGACAUAUACACGGAGAAACGUGAGGGAUGAGGCAACUACAGACUUGAGGUACAAUUCAAUUACGGAAUGGCACGACUGGUAUGUCAUGCAGUAUAAAAACCAGUCUGAAGACAGAAAUGACGAUGUUAAAACUGUUGUAAUAGAGCUGCUAUUAGACAUUCGUGAAAACAACUUAACUUGUGACUGUAACUUCUACAACAUAUAUAGAAAGGUCCGAACAUCGAUCGAGCAAGGGUCAAGAUACGAUUACCUUCAAUUAGUUUGUCAUGAUCCUCCAAAAUUACGAGGAAAACUACUUUUCUAUGAGGUAUUUUUUAGAGAACUUGUUUGCAACAUAACAGAUGACUGUCCAGUAGGAUGCCUGUGUGAGGAUCGACCAGCCGAGGACAUUUUAAAUGUCGAUUGUAGUGGUUUGAAUUUGACAAGCAUGCCGUCUUCUGUUCCACGAAGUCCUUAUAAUAACAUUGCACUUCAGUUAGAUAAUAACAAAAUUUCACAUAUAAAUGAUGCAGACUAUUUGAAAUACGUUUCAAAACUGUCAAUGCCCAACAACUUUGUCACCAGUUUACCAGAUUCUGUCAUGAAUAAAAUAGCAAAUAAUAAGGACGCAUUUGUUGACUUUCGGAACAAUUUUCUGAGGGCUAUUCCUGAAUCAACAGAGAAAAUAAAGUUUCAAAAUGCUCUCUUCACAGGAAAUAAUUUGGAAUGUUCGUGUAAUAUGAUUUGGAUGGUUGACUGGAUUAGAGCAGCGCCGAGUUACAUCGAUAAAAGGGCUUUGAGCUGUACAUUCGAAGGGGAUGUUUUGAAAAUACUUGAUCUUGAUGAAAGUGUUUUGAACUGCCCACAAGCAAGCGUCGCUCUUAUUGUUAUAUUGUCAUUCGUUUUAGGAAUUGUUGUUGCAGUGAUUAUAACAGCUAAAAGAUGCCCAUACGAAACUAAAGUGCUUAUAUUCAAAUUUUUUAACAUCCAUGCGUUUGAUAAAUACAAAGUCGACGAGUACGCUGAUAAAUGUUACCACAUGUAUGUUUCUUUUGAUGACAAUGAUCUUUAUGUCAGACAAUGGGUAAUGAAAGUGUUGCUGAAGCAACUCGAACGUAAAAAGCCGAAUUAUAAACUGAGUAUAUAUGCGAGAAAUGCUCCUACCGGUCCUGAAACUGAAGCCAGAUUCCAAUUGAUUGAUGACAGUAAGCGCAUACUAUUCAUCUUGAGCGCAGGGUACGAAAACCAUAAAUGGUUUGACUAUGAAAUAAGUCAUUCCGAAACCUUGGAACAUAAUUGUGGACGAAUUAUCUAUCUCUUGUAUGAUGAAGAUAUGAGAAUGAAUGCCAUGAAGGAGCCGUGGCUAUCAAAAAUGAAGGAAAGAAAGGUAUUCAAAAUGACUGAUAGAUUAUUGUGGGCCAAACUGCGGUAUGAGCUACCAAGAAAAUAAAAAAGAACACCAAAUUAAGAGAUAUUGCAACAUUUAUUGUUAUUAUUUGUACUUUCAUACGAUAUUUCCUUAAAAAAUGUGUACAUGUUUCUGUUUAUCUAAUAUUUUAUUUUACUAUCUAACAUUUUAGUUAAAACUUUUAAUGUUCUAUUUCUGCUUGAAUAUAAUUGGAAUAAAAUCUUAAUCUACAUUAACCUUUUAUCACUAACGAAAAUAAAAAAGAGUGAAACCUUUAAUAUUUGUGUCGUUUAUAAGAAAAUAAGUCAUUAGAAUUUCAUGUCCAUUGAUACUGAAGACAUAUUGAAAAUUUCAAGACAAACAUCUAUUACUGGUUUCAAAU